Labrus bergylta (ballan wrasse) is the source of this 943-nucleotide messenger RNA. Lineage: Eukaryota; Metazoa; Chordata; Actinopteri; Labriformes; Labridae. The record is from RefSeq and is a predicted model, not a curated record.
GAUAAAAUAAAGAGCCUCAAAACUUGGGAAUGUCAUGUUUGUUUGAUUAAAAAAAUAAAACAAAGUGUCUACUGUUCAAAGAGAUCAUGAAGUGGGAGAAGGUGCAAGUCAAAGGAAAUAUCCCACCAGGAGUAGCAGCCCACUCAGCUGUGGCUUUGGGAAAGAACAUCUAUAUCUUUGGGGGAAUGACAGCAGAAGGAGCGACCAACUCCAUGUAUAGAUUCAACACUGACAAAAGCAGAUGGGUCCUUAUGAAGUUUGAAGGGGAUAUGCCCCCCAACCGCCUGGACCACUCCAUGUGUUUAUUGCCCUGGACGGUGCAUGCUGAGGGGAAUGGAGAUAAGGAGCAGGCCGACUGCCCAACAGCCUCAGAGACAAUACAUUUGGCCUUUGUAUUUGGAGGGAUGGAUACCCAGGGUGUCAUUCAUAAUGACUGUGUUGUGACUGUGGUUUCAUGAUGAUGUAAUACUCACUAAAGUUUAAAGAAAUUGUUUUUAAGAACUCUUCUGUCUUGAUUAAAUCAACAAACCCAAGAUACAUUUUUUAAUUCUAUGAAUACUGAAAUGGCGGGUUUCCAAGUUUGGAGCUCUUGAGAAUUCAUCUUAGUGCUACAAAAGGCUGAAAUAUUGAUUGUGACCAGGUACACUAUGAAAUGACAGACACCAGAUUUGGAUUUUUUUAUCAAACAUUUAUUUCAAUGUCUUUCCAGAAGUACAACGACCAGAUUCAAUAAAUAACUUUUAGCCUUGACUGUGGACAUAAUGAGUCCUUGAUCCCACAGACUUCCAACUCAAAUGACCCACUAACACCUGCCCCAACCCACCCACUAAGUCCCUCCCCACAACAUCACCCCAACAGGACUGCCUGAGAACAGCAGCAGCAAGCCUCAUAUCCAGGCUGACGAAUAUCUCCGCCUUCCAGCGAAGAGAACACCUCUCACACA